Molecule: messenger RNA, 3695 nt
Organism: Paramacrobiotus metropolitanus
Lineage: Eukaryota; Metazoa; Tardigrada; Eutardigrada; Parachela; Macrobiotidae
Product: 2-acylglycerol O-acyltransferase 2-A-like
Exons: 5
Coding region: 364-1380 (338 amino acids)
Biological process (GO): triglyceride biosynthetic process
Cellular component (GO): endoplasmic reticulum membrane
Molecular function (GO): diacylglycerol O-acyltransferase activity
Source: RefSeq, a predicted model, not a curated record
GUAUAAACGGUACAUAUGUCUAACAAUGCAAUAGUCCGGUUUGGAACUUUUCACCCAUACAUGUAUCUGUUCGGCAUCUGUUAAACUGGAUCGCAAGUACAUGAUAUUCAGGCACAUGAAUUAGAGUGAAGUCUGUACAUGCAGUGAUUAUUUCGAAGUUGGAGGCUGUAAUUCGUUUGCACCUACUUAUAUAUAUGGAGCGGAUCGUCACAAGUUUUAACUACUUAUGUGCACUUUAUUGAGGAGCGCAGUUGGUUUAUGUUUCAUGUUUAAUAACUAAUAAAGUCUCUACUUCUAGGCUGAGUGAGUUCUAGCGCUUGCAUUUGUAAUUAUUAAUCUAGUAGACAAGUAAGGCGAAGCAUUAUGCAUGUUUUGGGCGUUGAGCUGGCGCCGUUACAUGUGCCGCUGGAGCGUCGCUUGCAGACGCUCGCGGUGCUGUUUCACGUAAGCACUUUCCUGUUUAUGGGAUUGUCCAGCACCUUCCUCCUUUUCAUGCUCCUCUUCACGCCGCUUGGCUGGCUGUCCCUCCUCUACGCUGUGUGGUACGUGUACGACUGGGAUCGGAGUUCGCGUGGUGGACGUCGUUCUCAGUGGGUGCGUCAGUUGACCCUCUGGCGAUGGUUGCGCGAUUAUUUCCCGGUGCGGCUGGUGAAGACGGCCGAACUGGAUCCUCGCUACAAGUACAUCCUGGGCGCCCACCCGCACGGCAUCAUGGGCAUCGGGUUUCUGUGCUCGUUCGUUACGGAAUCGUUGGAUUUCAGUAAAGUAUUCCCGGGCAUCCAGUUGCAUCUGUUGUCGCUCAAACUGCUGCAUCAGUUGCCGCUGUAUCGGGAAUACGUCAUGUCGUUGGGUGUGUGUGAUGUCAGCAAGGAAAGCAUUGACUACUUGAUGAAGCAGGGACCGGGAACAGCCAUUGCUAUUGUGGUUGGCGGCGCAAAAGAGGUUUUCGAUGCACAACCCGGCAAUACGAAUUUGGUUUUGAAAAAUCGAAAAGGUUUUGUGAAGAUGGCCAUUCAGCACGGGGCCCAUCUGGUUCCAACGUUUGCUUUUGGAGAGAAUGAUAUUUACCGUUUGGUGUUUAACAGCCAGCCCGGGUCCUGGGCUCGCAGAAUACAACGAUUGUUCCAGGUCAAAUCCGGAUAUGCUCCCGUAUUGUUUACCGGUAGAGGCGUUUUCAAUUACACUUUCGGAAUCUUACCGCACCGGAGGCCCAUCACCGUCGUAGUGGGGUCACCGAUUCCGACGGUUCAAAAUGAUCACCCAAGUCAGGAGGAGAUUGAUAUUACUCAUCGACGAUAUUUGGAUGAACUGCGAAUGCUCUUCGAUACCCAUAAGCACCUUUACGGACACGUGGAAGACAAGUUGGAGUUCAUUGAAUAACAAAAAGAUGUUGCUUUGGCGCUUGGAUUAAGGCCUUGUGUUAAAGCUGACAAUCUUUUCGAUUUCAUUACCGUAUGAUCGACUUAUGAAAGGAUCGAGUACAAAAAGCAAGCAAAUGCCAUGCCGGAUAUACGGUACAGAAAAAAUCCUUUCUCAAGGCAAACGAAGGCAUCAGUGCUUCCAAGUUCGCACUGUAGUUAAAAUCCAGGUGAAGUCGCUCCCGGAAAUAAUCCAAAUCCCCCCAGGCGAUUUCCUGCAGACGAAGUAGAGCUGCUUUGAAUGGUGGACUUCGCGGGGGUGCUCAUACUGUCCAUUCGAUUCAAAGCGCGCAUCGCCGGAUUAAAAAUCGUAAACUGUUGGUCUAAUCGAUGGAGAAAAAGCACGAUGAGCAGAUGCUGAGAACAACCGAGAGAAAUUUUAUUAAUUCUACCUGCGUUCACUUGUUGCAACAAAGGUGACUUGGACAACGCUGAUAAAUGUUUUGGAGUAGCAGAGGCAGCGAUGGUCGGUGCACUGAACAACGAUCGGGCAGCGGACAAUUGCGCAACAUCCUGUGCCAUAAACGCCUGCUGUGGGACGGCAACUGGUCCACCACCUCCUUUCAUAAUCUGGAUUUCUUUUCGUAAAUCCUGUAAACCAAAGCCUCGGUACAUCAAUUCUGGACCAUUUAACGAUGUAUGCAUAAUCUAGCAUCUAUUACCUGACCAAUUUUCAACAUUUCAUCGACAGCUACGGCAAUCCCACCGACAAUUUUGGACAAAUACGCGUAGGUCGCUUGCAAAUCUGAAGCAAGCAAAACCAUAAAAAAAGUACAGAGUUUGUAAGAGGCUCCGCGCAGCAUACCCCGCGGAUUAUAACGUUCAUUUCCCGAUCGCAAAAGAUCUUCGUGGAGAUUCUCCAAGUGAUUCAGCUCAUCUUCCAGAAUUUCCAUUUCCGUGCGCAAACCCGACAUCACUUCCAUGAAAUAUCUGAAGGCAACCUCGUCAUUUUUCGACUAAAAGCAAAUGUUAUAGUCUCCAUGAUUUUACUUACGAUUCAAUGGCAGACGCAAUACUGUAAUACGCAGAAGGACUGCUACUCAGGCGCGUGGAGAGAAGCGUGUUGGAAUACAAACGCGCUGCAUUUUUCCGCAACACAUCGAUCACACUGAAAGUCUCCUGAAGUUUCUUCUGGAUUUUCGAGGCCGUGCGAUCGUAGUCUUUAAUUUCCACUUCCCAUUCGGUGGCGUCCUGCAGAGUGUAAGCAUCGGCCCCCUUCUGGGUGUCACGAAAUUUCCUAAUUCGCUUUUCCAAUUCGAGUACUUCAGAUUUGAGGGGAUCGUCAAUUAUGUGAUCCCUCGGCUUCAUUCCUGAGAAUCCCCUGCAAAAAAUCAAAAUAGUCACAAUAGUAACAACACAGUGAGCAUGAUAACCGCUCCGUUGCAACGACAAGACAGUAAGCUUCACUUGACUUCAAAAACUUCACUGCUAUACUGUUUCUAACAGCGCACAGACGCUGAUCGCGGAAAACGGAAGAUAAUCAUAGCAGUUCAAGCAGUUUUUGUUAUCAUCCGCACGCAACGUACACUUUAACAUUUGUCGUCGUUGACUGCGAUUGUGAUGGCCCUGCCGUGCUGGUACUUUGGUCUUGAGUUUUUUUGGGAAACUGAUAUAUGUUGGCUGUGGCGGUAGCUCCGAAUGCGGAUCCCGGUUGAGCAGCGAGAUUGGAAGCCGAAGACGUGGCCGCGCUAGGGAAACCAAAGGUUGUGGACGCUGUUGUGGCGGGAGUGCCAAAAAACGAUGAGCCACUGGGUUUGCUAGCCGUGGAAGCGGCGCCAAAGCCAAAUCCAGUUGAGGGUUGUGCGCCGAAUGAUAAAGUUGGGGCCGUUGUUGCUGGGGCUCCGAAGUUAAAUGCGGACGUCGCCGGCUGUGAUCCAAAGGAGCCAAAAGUUGCCAUGGUCAAUCUUGCACCACGAGAGACUCUCAGCAGUCACAACCAGCCACAAGCUAAAUACUCACUAAAAAUAACAACUGCGAUUCUGCGAACCACUGACUACCCGAGUCAACGGUUCGUAUGAUAGGUAGUAGGUACGUUGUGUAGGUGUCUGGACUUUAUUGGUCAAAUCAAUGCGACAAUACACAAAUUUGAAGAGAAAUAAAGAAACAUGUGUAGGUUGUAAUGGCCAAGGUCUAGGGAACAAGAUAAAAUCAUUAAAUCUGCGUCAACUCCUUUCACUACGGCACACUGAAUAUUUCAGCUCGUGAAAACGGCAAACCCGUUAAAAAAUGAAUUCUUUUCUAGAAAUAUAAGAACAAUAAAACUGAGAAUUCCAGUGA